AUGGGGAGGGACAACCUGACCUGGGUCAGUGAGUUUGUCCUACUGGGCCUCUCCGGGGACAGGCAGACCCAGGCUGGCCUGUUUGUCCUGUUUGGGGCCGCCUAUCUGCUGACCUCGCUGGGCAACGGGCUCAUCCUCGUCCUGAUCCGGCUGGACUCCCGCCUCCAGCUGCCCAUGUACUUCUUCCUGGGCAACCUCUCCGUAGUGGACAUCUGCUACACCUCCAGCGGGGUUCCCCAGAUGCUGGCGCACUUCCUCCUGGAGAAGAAGACCAUCUCCUCCGCCCGAUGUGGUGCCCAGCACUUCUCGCUGGCCCUGGGGGGCACCGAGUUCUUGCUUCUGGCCGCCAUGGCCUAUGAUCGCUACGUGGCCGUCUGCGAUCCCCUGCGCUACGCGGCCGUCAUGGGGUUGCGGCUCUGCGCAGGGCUGGCCGCCGUCUCCUGGCUCGUGGGCCCGGCGAACGCGGCUGUGGAGACCGCGGUCACCGUGCGGCUGCCCACCUGUGGGCGCCACGUGAACCACGUGGCCUGUGAGACGCUGGCGCUCGUCAGGUUGGCCUGCGUGGACGUCACCCUCAACCAGGCCGUCAUAGUGGCGUCCAGCGUGGUGGUGCUUCUGGCGCCCUGCUGCCUGGUCGCGCUGUCCUACGCCCGCAUCGUGGCCGCCGUCCUGCGGAUCCGCUCCAGCAGGGGGCGCCGCAAAGCCUUCGGGACCUGCGCCUCGCACCUCACCGUGGUCUCCAUGUCUUACGGCAUGGCCCUGGUUACCUACAUGCAGCCCCGCUCCACCGCCUCUGCCGAGCACGACAAGGUGGUGGCGCUCUUCUACGCGGUGGUGACCCCUAUGUUGAAUCCGCUCAUCUACAGUCUGAGGAACACGGAGAUAAAGGCCGCUCUCACUCGGAUUCUGACGAGGAGCUCUCAAUCAAAACGGUAG
Dama dama (fallow deer) is the source of this 936-nucleotide messenger RNA. Its product is annotated as olfactory receptor 2F1-like. The transcript has a single exon. The coding region runs from base 1 to 936 and encodes 311 amino acids. The record is from RefSeq and is a predicted model, not a curated record. Gene Ontology annotation, cellular component: membrane. Gene Ontology annotation, molecular function: olfactory receptor activity; G protein-coupled receptor activity. Gene Ontology annotation, biological process: G protein-coupled receptor signaling pathway. Lineage: Eukaryota; Metazoa; Chordata; Mammalia; Artiodactyla; Cervidae.